Bombina bombina (fire-bellied toad) is the source of this 3208-nucleotide messenger RNA. RefSeq names its product G patch domain-containing protein 4. NCBI's taxonomy places the organism in Eukaryota, Metazoa, Chordata, Amphibia, Anura, Bombinatoridae. Gene Ontology annotation, molecular function: nucleic acid binding. Gene Ontology annotation, cellular component: nucleolus. Gene Ontology annotation, biological process: regulation of ribosome biogenesis. The record is from RefSeq and is a predicted model, not a curated record. The coding region runs from base 191 to 1177 and encodes 328 amino acids. The transcript has 8 exons.
GCUACCCAUUGAGUUCUGCAUGGUUCGAUUGAUCAGGUUAUAGUUAAUGUGUUUAAUUUUAGUUUAGUGUUUAUUUGUGGACGGCAGCAACUCAGAUUUUGUUUUGUUUUUUAAAUACCGCAACUGCUCUGUCGGGUGGGGCUAGAUCACUGACAUUCAUAGUGAAGUGUUAUAGUCCAAACACCUCAUCAUGAGUGAUCCAUCUGUCACAAAGAGCAAAGGCCUGAUCUUUGCUGAACAGCAGAUGCAGAGACAUGGCUGGAGUGAAGGAAAAGGUCUUGGGAAAAACGAAAAUGGGAUUUCACAAGCUAUAAAAGUAAAAGUGAAAUGUGACACUGCUGGGGUGGGACACAAUUCUGCAGAGCAGUUUACCUUUCACUGGUGGGAUCAUGUCUUUAAUAAAACUGCGUCUAGCAUCAGUAUUCAAGCAGAUAAGGAUGGUGUUCAAGUGAAGAAGUUGGCAGAGGAUGACUGCAUUGUGACCAAUAAGAAACCAAGGAAAGGACUUUAUAACCCUAACAUGUUAUACGGGCGCUUUAUUAAGUCUGCAACUCUCUUAUCCGGUGGCGAAAAGCCAGUGGAACAAUCCUCCUCUUCAGAAAGCAGUGACUCCAGUGAAGAUGAGGAUGAAAAGUUGGAUUUGUCUUCUGCCACUAAGCUUACAGAUGAUGAUCUGAUAAGGGUUUGUGGAGGCCGAACUGCACAUAAAGGAGCUCGCCAUGGACUGACAAUGAGCGCAAAGCUCUCUCGACUUCAAGAACAGGAAAGAGAGUUCAUGGAGAAGUAUGGAAAGAAGGAACAAAAGAGCAAAAGUUUAGAAUCAAAUGAUGAACAAUCAGCUGUAGCAGAAGACUGUGAUACUGGGAAAAAGCAUAAAAAGAAGAAAAAACAAAAACAUGACUUGGAUACUGAAGAAACACUUUUCCAGGAGCCUCCGAUAUCUAAGAAGAAGAAAAAGAGCAAAAAAGAGAAAGUUGUGGAAGAAGGGGAAGGAAUUGUAGUGACUGAAUGUGAUGAGCAGAUGCCAGAUCAGGAAGAUAUGAAAAGCUCAAAGAAGAAAAAGAAAAGAAAGCAAAGGGCACCUUCCCCAUCUCCAGAAGAGCAGGUGGAUCAUUCUGUAGAUAGUGCGGAAAACUGUGUAAAGGCUAAGAAGAAGAAACAUUGCAAAGCAGAAUAACUUAUUUCCAAGAAGUUGUGGGAACUUGUGUUUUUUCUAUUUAUAUCUAGUGUAGCAAUAACAUAGACUCUUAAAGGGAAAAUACAGCCAACAUUGGAAUCCACAUGGCUUUAUUUUAGUUUUGAAUAGAAGCAUUUUUGUAAUAUACAUGUAAUAGCAAAAAUGCUUCUAAUAAAAGCUGUAGCUGUAUUAAAGCCGUAUUUAAGUAUAAACUGUGCACCAGCAUUUUAAACACAGUACUUGCUCAUAGAGCCUAAGGUGCUUGUACCAUCUGGUAAUGACUCAAUUUGUUAAUUGCUGACAUGAUACAAGCCCCACUGGUGCUCUGAGCAGCUGCAGUAUUUAAAAUGCUGGUGCGCUGAGAAUAUCUAGCCUCACAUGCACGUACAAUGAAAAAUGUUAGCACUAAAACAGUGAUAAGUUUUAAUAGAAGCAUUUUUGCCAAUACAUGAAUCAUGCAAAUGUAUUUUCUAUUCAAAUAUGUAAUCUAUGUGCAUUUAAAUUUUUACCGGAAUCUCCCUUUAAAUAAAUACCAUAUUAAGGUCCUCAGAUUAUUAUUCAGUGAUACUCUGAAAAACUUUUGAUGAUGUUAAUAUAAUAAAUAUAUAUAUAUAUAUAUAUAUAGCCUUGUCCUUUACAAUUAUCAUAAAUUGUUUUAGUUCUUGCUCUUUUUUAUGUGCAACAUCCACCUGAGUAAGAUAAAGUCAGACAAGUAUUAUUAUACUUUAUUAUGUGCCAACAUGUUCCGCAGCACUGUCCAUGGGUACAAUUAAAGGGACAGUACACUGUAAAAUUAUUUUUUCCUUAAUGUAUUUUCACUGACUUGUUAUACUAGCUGCAUAAGAGACAAGACAACAUUUGACAAAUAAGUAAAGGAGACAUAUUGGGCCCUAUUCCUGUGCGAGCUUACAAUCUGGGAGGGUGAAAAAUAGGAGAUGAGGACGGCAAGGGUGAGAAUGAUGUUUAAAAAAAAAAAAAAAAAGGGCUGAUUAGAUGGGUGCAAUUCAUUUGCUACUGAGUUGGGUGGUAGGCUUACCUGAAAGACAUUUUUGUCUUUAGGAAGCAUUUAAUAGAAGGCAGAUUAGGUGAUAGACUGACAGCAAGAGGAAGUGGGUUGGUGCCACAUAGAGUCUUACAAUCUAGUAUGGGAAGAGUUGAUAGAAGAUGCAAGGAGCGGGUCAUUGUUGGAUCUUAUGGGGCAGGCUGGAGUAUAUUUGUUGAUAAGUGAGGACAGGUAGUGGGAGCGACAAGUUUUUCAAAAUACAAAAAAAAAUACAUAAAGAUAUUUUUAUACAAAUUUACAAUUUUAUAUAUGUGUGAUUGACUGGAAAACGUACCUCUGUCUUCUUUUUUUGAGCAUUAUUUUUGCCUACACUUUAGCCAUUAUCACUGUUUAUGCAAAUGAAGUAAGUGUGAUAGAACAGACAUGCUCAUUGUCAACACCACCAACUUGCUUAGUUUUUAAUCUUUGUUGCAAGCUUUUACAUGAAACCCAAAUUUAUUUAUUUUUCAUGAGUCAGGACAGGAUUUAACGCUGUAUUAAGAGUGAAUAUUGGGGGAAAGGAUAUUAAGUUGAAACAUUUGAGCCAUUAAUAUUACUUCCAUAUUUACUUAUGCCGGAUGGCUAGCACGAUAUUGGCUAAGAGGGGAAAACUAACCUCAUUGAGAUAAUAUUGUUUUGCUGUGGGUGACCGGAGGUGCUCAGUUCGGCAUAAACGUGCUGCAAAUAAAGGAACUUUAAGCAUGAAGUUUUUAUACUUUAUGACAAAGUCCCCUUUAUUAGUAGCAUUAGUAAAUCAUAGUGUUUUAAAAACGCUAGGAUUUACCAUCACUUUAAGAAUGUGCCUAAAGAAUGUAUCCAUUUUAUAUUCAGUUCAUGUCAAUAUGUAAAAAAAAAAUCUGCUCACAGUAAAUUAGAACAUUUUUAAUAAAAAUACAUUGAAAAUUAAUAAUGUUGCAGGCAUCCAUAGCAAAAAUUGAUUUAUACUACCUAAAGAAUAAAGCAACCCCAGAUGAUGCUGCUGGUGAAAA